Molecule: messenger RNA, 1429 nt
Organism: Ziziphus jujuba (common jujube)
Lineage: Eukaryota; Viridiplantae; Streptophyta; Magnoliopsida; Rosales; Rhamnaceae
Exons: 3
Coding region: 314-1096 (260 amino acids)
Source: RefSeq, a predicted model, not a curated record
AAGAGAGAGAGAGAGAGAUCGGCUUUCUGGAGAGGUCUAGAGACACUCAGAACCAUCCUCUUGUUUCUACCACUGAAAUCCCUGGAAAUUUUUUUUUUUUUAAAUUUAUUUGUUUUGUUAUAAAAAUUAUAUAUUUUAUUUUUUUUAUAUAAAGAGCCAUGUCCGUUUGUCUUGUUUUCUCUGUCUCUUCGUCUUCUACUUUUACGAAGCUGCAUACACAGUGAUCAGAAAGCUAGGGUUUCCGAUUUGUCAGAUUGUUUAGAAUUUGGUUUCCUAAAGGAAGAAAAAGAAAAGGGCUUCUUUGAAAAUUGCAAUGGAGGGGUAUGUGGUAAUGGGAAGGGGAAAAGGGAUGGGCAUGGCGACGAUGAGAACCAAGUUGAAGAGGAAAGAGGUGGAGGAGCUUGAUCAAGUCAGCCAUGACUUCUCUGAUUUUUCUCUCUCUUCUCCCGCUAGAAAGAUUCGCCGUCUGGAUGCUGAGUUACCGCCAAUCAUGGAAGAAGAAGAGCCCGAAAUUCUCCCUCCUUUUUCGUCUUCUUCUUCUUCUUCUUCUUCUCCUUCUGUUGGGGUUGGAGAAGGUAACAACAGAAGAGGUGGUUUGGUAAUUGAGGAGUUGAACUGUGAUCCGGACCCAUCACCGCCCUGCAAAGAAGACAAAGCAAUCGUUCUCUUCAACCCUGCAAAUCCUCUUCUUAUCCACCGUUCACCUUCUACUCUCUCUUUCUCCGUCGACUCUGGAAUCAUUUCUGGCUUCAAAGAUCAAUUUAUAAGGUCUACCCAAUAUGGGCAGCAGAAGUCGGAUGAGGAAGAUGAAACGGUGAGCAACAGCAAUGAAUGCAGAGCAGUUGUUCCUUAUGCACCGUCCCAAUUUCUUCCUCCUGGUUCAGGAAUGGAGGUUUCCCAAGCAAUGACAGAGCCUCCUGAGGAAUUGAUGGAAGGUGGGGAUACAAUGGAGAUUGAAGAAGGCUUGGGUAGCUUACCACAAGCACAACCCAAUGGUGGGUUUGGUGGGAUGGGUUUGCAUCAAUGGCAGCAACAACACUGCAUGAUUCCACAGCCACCACAGCAAACCUCCACACCCAUCACAUGGUUCAGAUAAGCAGAAGCUGUAACUUUGUAGCCUUGGGAUAUGAGAGAUAGCCUCCAAUUUCUCUCUACUUUUUUUUGUUGUUAUUUUUACACGGGUAGGAAGAACAUGGGGGGCGGAAAAUUGGGUUUUGUUGGUCGUUUUUAGUGUUUUGGAUGGCCUAUGCCUUGGAGGGAAAGUGAAGCAGUAAUGUCUUUGAAGAUAGAAACUUGUAGAAAGAAUAUUAAUAGCAAUGUACGAAUUCCUUUUUCCAUUCAUGAUGACAUGAUCGUUACGCUCUUUUGUGCCAAUGAUCCUCAUGUAUGAUAUGCUAAUACUAUACUUGAUUUUGGUUUUCUGGUUUUA